AUGUCUAUCGAAAUGGAGUGGUCUCCCGACUUCUGCCUGGCUUGCGAUCGCCAGAGCUCUGGCGGAGCCUACUGCUCUCAGGCCUGCCGCCUGGCCGAUAUUGAGAAGGCUUCUGGCAGCUCCGAACCCGUUUCGCCCUCAUCAUGGUCUUCGCCUGUCUUCGAGCACGGCACUGGCUUUGUCCUGCCACCGCCUCUCGAUUUUGAUGCCUAUCGAUCGGCCAGGAGAGCAAGCCGCCUUUCUGCCGGACGGCAAUCUUCUUCUUCUUCUUCUCCGGAGUCUCCUCACGACUCUUACUUUCCUCUGAUGCCUGCCGCUCGCCCUUCGCUGAGCUCCAUCUCGGGCUUGGACAAGUUGACGCCUUCUUCGUCUCGCACUUCUCUGAGCUCCGUCGGCCGACCAAGCACACCCGAUAAUGGUGCUCUUUCUGACAAGGCACGCAACGAACUCCGAAGCUAUGCCAACUGCUUCGACCAAGUCCGUGACUGCCGUCGCCGUAUCAUCUCACCAUGA
Molecule: messenger RNA, 513 nt
Organism: Xylona heveae TC161
Lineage: Eukaryota; Fungi; Ascomycota; Xylonomycetes; Xylonales; Xylonaceae
Exons: 1
Coding region: 1-513 (170 amino acids)
Source: RefSeq, a predicted model, not a curated record